Messenger RNA from Corylus avellana, 713 nucleotides. The record is from RefSeq and is a predicted model, not a curated record. Lineage: Eukaryota; Viridiplantae; Streptophyta; Magnoliopsida; Fagales; Betulaceae.
UCCUUUAUCUUGUUCAUUCAAUAGACUUCUCGGGUAACAACCUCUCAGGAGAAAUACCUGAUAAUAUAACAAGCAUCUCUAAAUUAGUCAUCAUGAAUCUAUCAAUGAAUCAUCUGUCUGGAAGAAUUCCUACAAAAAUUGGUAAGUUACGCAUGUUAGAAUCACUUGAUCUCUCAAUGAAUGAGUUAUCUGGUCCUAUCCCUGAAAGCUUGUCUUCUUUGAACUUCUUAAGUCGCUUGAAUUUGUCAUUCAACAACUUGUCUGGGAAAAUUUCACAAGGAAAUCAACUUCAAACACUUAAUGACCCAUCUAUCUACGAAGGUAAUUCUUUACCCUGUGGGUCUCCUCUUUUAACCAAGUGUUCAGAGGAUGAAACUAAACCUACAGUAGCACCAAAUGGCGGUAACAGAGUAGCCGGCAAAUAUGGAAGGGGAAUUGAGUCAUUUUCAUUUUACAUUAGCAUGACAGCUGGGUUUAUUGUUGGAUUUUGGGGAGUUUGUGGCACACUGAUUAUCAAAACAUCAUGGAGACAAGCUUACUUUCGAAGCUUUGAUAAUUUGAAAGAAAAGGUUGUUGUGUUUGUUAUGAUCAAAUUUGUUCACUUACUAAGGAAGGUCAAGUCGGAGAGAAGUUGAGGCUGUGGGUAUUGGAGCUUUCCUUAAUAUGGAUCAAUUAUGUAUAUUAUGUUUUUCAUGUUGCUGUAAUAAUGUAUG